CAUCCAAAAUAAAUUUGAGCAGUGCAUGCACCCAAUGUCCCAACCUCUUUUCAAAUUGUGCAGUCGAGUUCUAUUCCCGCAACCUCGCUUCCCAGCCAGGCCCAUUGGCCAUCCUCGCCUGUCGCCUCUUGGCACUUUCCGUCACGCCGAAAGAAAGAAUGCCAAGCUCUUCUUUAUGAUUCCAAUUCUCCGCAGGCUAUCAAAAUCAGUGCCGGCCAUAGACCCGCUCUCGAAGUUUAUGGACUCGUCCAGCUUCUUUGGAGUCUCUCGGAGACUCGCCGCCUUGGCUCAACAGCUCCGCCUCUACAAAGCUCCGCCUACCCUCGAGGACAUCGACGAACAGUGCCUCGAAGAAACCGCUGGAAAAGUGGUUUCCCAGGUUGGUUUUCCGGAAUCGGCCACUCCAAUUGCGCAAGAUCCAGAAAGUUUUAGACCCAAGAGAGCCGCUGUUUUGGUCUGUCUUUUUGAAGGGGAUGCUGGGGAUCUGCGCGUGGUUCUCACGAAACGUUCUUCGAGGCUGUCCACUCAUUCCGGUGAAAUAGCAUUGCCGGGUGGGAAAGCUGACGAGGGGGAUAAAGAUGAUGUAGAUACUGCUACCAGGGAGGCGAGGGAGGAGAUUGGGUUGGAUCCUUCACUUGUCAAUGUUGUCACUGUACUUGAACCAUUCUUGUCUAAGCACCUCCUGAGAGUUGUUCCUGUUAUUGGCAUACUUAAUGAAAAGAAAGCAUUUAAGCCUGCUCCAAAUCCUUCUGAAGUGGAAGUAGUUUUCGAUGCUCCCUUGGAAAUGUUCAUCAAGGAUGAAAAUCGGAGAGCAGAGGAGAGAGAGUGGAUGGGGCACAAGUAUCUCAUUCAUUUCUUUGACUAUGAAACAGAAAACAAGAAGUACUUGAUAUGGGGUUUUACUGCGGGUAUCUUGAUAAGGGCUGCAUCAGUUGUAUUUCAACGGCCACCAGCUUUUGUGGAACAGAAGCCCCCUUUCAAGGUUCCGAGAGUUCUUUGAAAAGAUACACCAUGAUACCUUAAAUCCGAGGAAGACUCCUAGAGUUCUUGGAAAAGAUACACCAUAACGCAAUUGGACUAGUAUAACUAACUUCAGUCGAUUGAUGUGUAAACCAAAGUGGCUGAAACAUUUCUGACUGGAGGAGUUAACCCUUAUCUAAUGUCGAACAGAUCUUCACCGAGUCUCCACAAUUCACCUUUCUUCAGGUCAGUUUGUCUACGGCUUGAGAAUUUUCUCGACUGUGAGCCAUUGCAGGACUUGAUCUCAAGCACAGAGAUCUUAUCCAGUUUUUCAUUAACACAAGGUUCUCUUUUGUUAUCCCGUCCAAUGAUUGAUAAAAUAUAUAGAAUGAAAAUAAUUGAGUAUAGAAAA
Molecule: messenger RNA, 1372 nt
Organism: Juglans microcarpa x Juglans regia
Lineage: Eukaryota; Viridiplantae; Streptophyta; Magnoliopsida; Fagales; Juglandaceae
Product: nudix hydrolase 15, mitochondrial-like
Exons: 5
Coding region: 26-1000 (324 amino acids)
Biological process (GO): coenzyme A catabolic process
Molecular function (GO): coenzyme A diphosphatase activity; acetyl-CoA hydrolase activity
Source: RefSeq, a predicted model, not a curated record